AAUUAAAAAAAUAACCAAAUUAAUGUCUUUUUAGUUUUAAAAUGUUAUGUCCAAAUCUAUUAACCAUUUAAUUUAUUAAAAAUAAAAAAAAUUAGUUAAGUGAAAGUUAUAUUUUUAAAUAUAAGAAAUUUGAGAAAUGAUUUUUUUUUAAAUCUAAAUAUUUGAACCGGAUCUGAAAUAACCGAAUCCGAACUAAAAGUAUUUGAACUCAAUCCAAAGUACAGAAAUACCGAACGGGUUCUACACCUUGAUACCAAAAUAGCCAAAAAUUCGAAAUAUCCACUCCGAACCCGAACGGUACCUGAACGCCCAUCCCUAGACUAUACCUUAUUUUGGGAAUUAGUUUGAACUUUUUUAUAUGUCAGGAAUAUCCACAUAUUAAUUAAAAAAGAAAAAAAAGCUACCAAUUCUCUUUUCUAUUUGCACUACAAAUGUAUAUCCAAAAUAGUGUCCCAUCGAGAUCGAUGAAUUAAUAUAUAUAUAUAUAUAUAUAUAUCUUGACUCGUGUAAAUAGACUUUAAGGUCUAUCUUGACAAAAUCAAAACUACAAAUAAAUUAGUCAAAAAUAAAACUACAAAUAAUUCCUGGCAGAAAUGCUUUUUUUUUUGUCUAGGAGAGCGCAAGACUAGACUUGUUACUAGUGUCCAAGAAGUGAAACAACGCGGUUUCAUUCCUUCUAAAAAGAUUAUAAUUAAUUAUUUCACUCUUCUAAUUAAUAAUAUUUUAUCUUCUUCUGAGUGUUUUUCUUCUGUCUGCAUUUUGAAACUUACAUGUGUGUGGAUUGAUUUUCCAUACAAAUUACAAAAGGUCAUUUUGACGAUCAGCUUAACUUUUGUUUUUUAUGUAGCAUCUUAAAUUGUUUUGACCAAGGGCAGAUUUAUAAGUUUAAUAACUGAAGACAUAACAUUAACAACAAAAUGGUCAACAAACUACUAUAAACAUUUAUCCCAAAAUAUAAAACUGGAUAUCACAAAAAUAAAAUUUAUUAAAUAAAAUUAUUAAAUUACUUUAAAUCCUAAACACUAAACUCUUAACCAAAAUAGAAUAUAUGUAUAUAUUGUAUAAUUAAUAUAUAUAUAUAUAUAUAUAUUUACAAAAGUUUCAAUUUUUAGUGUUUAUUAAUUUAAUAUAUCUAUUUAAAAUUAUAGUUAUAAUUAAUGAUAUAAUUAUCUUUUAAUAUAUUAAUAAAUUAUAUAGUAUAUUUUCAUUUUUUGUUAUUUUGGAAUAUAAAUUAUUUUAAUCUAAUAUCAGUGAAAAUGGAUUCUACACACUAGAUAGUUUUAAGAAAUUUCAAAGUUAAUUUAUAAAUAAAUUGACAAGAAGGUCUUCUUUCAAACAUAUAUAAAUUAGGGUAUAGUUAACAAUCUAUUCUAUUAAAAUAAAAAUAUUUUGAAAUUAAUAUCGCAUUUCUGUGUGUUUUAUAGGAAAUACAACUGUUUUCUUAUUAUCUUUAUGACUUUCCUUGUAAACAAAUUACUCAUUAUUUAUACAUUAAACCGUUUAAGUAAAAUACAUUAUCAUGCAUGAAGUUAUAUUAUCAUCUAGUGAAAAUUUAUAAUUUUUAUAAUUUUAUUAUUUACAUAACUAAUUAAAUUCAUAAAUAAUAUUAUAAAUAAACAGUUUUCUGUUUUAAUUUUUGAAAUAAAAAUUAUAUUAUUUAUAGAGUUUUGCUAAACUAAAGAUUAGUUAAAUAUCAUCCACCGUCAUAAUAUGCUGAAUUAUUAAAAAAAAUAUAAUGCAUUUGUGAAAAUUAAAUGAUCAGUACAUCUUACAUUUUUAUAUCUACAAGAUAACAAGACUAAAACAAUAUAUUAUAUAAAAUGAUUAAAAAUAAAAAGUUAAAAUUAUUUUUAUAUUAAAUUGUGGUUUAAAAUCUAAUGAUAAAUUAAAAUUGAAACAAUUAAGAUCAGUUAAAUACAUUUGUUACUUUUAAAAUAAUACUAGAUCUUGACCCGUGUCUCCGCACGGGUAUUUGUUUUUGAUUUUUGUAAACGUUUAAAAAUUAAAUACAUACAUUAUUGUACUAAUUAAAUUAGAAGAUGCUAAUUAAUUAAAUAUAAAUGAGUUAGUUUUAUUAUUCAGAAAAUUUUAGACGAUUUUGAUUAAUUUAAUUUUUAAUAAACCAAUAAAUUAAUCUGAUCAUUUAAUCUAUUUUAUAAUUUUUAUGGAUUACGAAAUUGACUUUUUGAUUUUGAUUUUUUAAAUAAAUGAAUGAUUGUAUAUCUUUUAAAUUUAUUAGAUAGCUAAAUAGUAAGCAAUUUCAUAACAAAUUUAAUGAAAAUUGCUAUUUAUAAGGCCAAUGGCAUUGGAUGAUAAUUAUUAAGGAAAAUUUAGGAUUAAAAUUUAUUUGUACUUCAGUUUUAAUAGUUUAGAUAUUUAAUUGAGAGCUAAAAAGAAAUAAAAAGAAUAUUGGAGCCGUGAAUUCAAUUAACUCAGCAUAACGGGACGUGGUUUGCCCAAUUUGGCUUGAAGUUAUAACUAUAUUUUUCUCAAAAAAAGAAAUCCAUAUUUCACUGAGGGCACGUGCACCCAUAGUUUUCAAGCUGAAACUGCCCCUGAUUUUGACUACCUAAUAUUUUAAUAAAUUGUUCUCAGGCUAGCACCUCAAGCCACUGUCUAUUAUACAUGGCGUGAGAAGACGAGAGACAACAUACACAGGGAAGUGGACACCAAACCAGCUUGCAAAAGUAAUAGAGAAGACCAUUAGAGCAUCAGCAAUGCUGAUACCCUCUUUCUCGAUAACUAAGGUAAGUUUUCUUCUUAUUUUAUUAUUUUUAUUUUUUAUUCAGUUUAAAAAAAAAAAAAGCCAAUCGCGGGUUCCCACGUGGCAAUGAGAUCCGCGCACAGUGAAAAAUCAGUGGAAGAUUAAUCCUUAGCUAAAGAUUAAUUUGGCAUAUAUUUUUAAAUAUAGAAAGUCCCACAGAUUAUUAUAAUAAAUUUAAUGCUAAGGAUUUUGUUAAAAAUCACCAUUGGAGGUGGUUUUAGGCAAAGGAUUGUAUCUAAUCAAUACCAUGAGCAGAAAGGGCUCGCAGGAUUGUUGCAGCGUUGGUUUGGUGCUCACAUUGAGCAAGGAUAUGAGUUUAGAACGUAAAUAUAUUGUUUUUAGAUUUAUUUUGUAAAUAACCAUUCUUUUUUCAUAAUGAUCAAUAAAUUUAACUUUUCAUCAAAAAAAAAUUGUUCUUAGCAUAAAAAGGAUUUAAUGUGUGGAGAAAAACAAGAAUUUUAUGUUAUUACUAAUUUUUUUUGUCAGAAUACUAAACUUUGUAGUUGUUAAAGAAUGCUAUUACUUAAUUAGUUUUAUGUAAACUAUAUAUCGACAUACCCGCGUUAUGUGCAUGUUUUUGUUUAUUUUUCCUUAAAAGUAAUGAAUUGUAUAUAUGUCAGGUUUAAGAUUGCCAAAAAUAGUAAUAAAAAAAUUUAACAAUCGUGGUAUUCUAGUUAUAGUGGAACUCAAAAGGAAAUGGAAUGUUCAUGAAUGAUGAACCCCAGGUUUUAACGGAAGAUAUUUCAGAGCCUUCUAAAAUCAAUACAAUCAUAUUCGCCAUCGUAUGGCUGGCACAGUUUUUUUUUUUGUUUUUUUGUUAUUCAACCCAAUUUCCUAAUAAUCAAUCUAUACACAAUCAUCCGAACUCCCAAAUCCACAAAUCAUAACCUUAACCUAAUAGUUUGUUUCUUCUUUUGUCAAUGAGGUCCUCCCACAUACGUGGAGAAGAGGUGACCUCCCAAAACCAGAAUUGUGCGGCACAGUGAUAUUUUUGCUCACAAGAUAGCUCUCUAUUAUAUUUUAGAUUUAUACGGUCACCGACCACUAGGUCAUCUCGGUUGGGUUAGCCCUGUCCAUUUUUAGAAAGUACUAUCGUUGAGCCUUCGUUUAUCCUUUUUAGGAGACGUUAGUUCCAUUUCCAUUAUAUUCGUUAACUAUUUUAUUUCGAAAAGGAUUAUAUUCGUUAACUUCUCAAGUUCAAAUUUUUUUUUUACUUUUCUCAAAUUUUCCAACUCUCUAGUCGCGAUAUAAGCUGGGGUGUACAAAACGCAUAGUUUUUUAAUAAUCUUACAUUUUCUGAAUAACCUCGGGUUCAUCAUUCAUGAACAAUUACGUACAAUAUACAUUUCGCUGUAUAUUAUGAAGUAAUAUAAUUUCCAACAAUGAAACGUCAAAAUGGAAAACCAUAGUAAACUCUUAAUUAGAAACAAAUUGUUAAAUAUUCAAAAAAUGGAAAUAACAAAAUUGGUAAAAUGACAAAUCAGGAGAAUUAACAAUAACGACUAAAGUUCAUACUGUAUAAAUAUAUACAUGAAUGAUCAAGAAGUUGCAUUGUGUCUCAAAACCUAAAGAUCUUAAUAUUCGAUCACCAUGUCUUAUGCAACCAGAAUGAUGAGCGUUACACUCUCUCUUCAAAUCAUUACAGCUUUUCUCUUUAUUACCGCCACAGCCUCAUCACCUCCAAGCGGCUUCACCAUGGACCUAAUCCACCGUCGCACCAAUUCAUCUUCUUCUCGACGCUCUAAUACUUAUGAUCAACUCCGAUCAUCUCCUUACGCCGACAUCUUCUUUCAAGCCUCCGAGUAUCUUAUGAAACUCAAAAUCGGUACUCCUCCUGUCGAGAUUGACGCAGUCUUAGACACAGGAAGCGAGAUCAUAUGGACACAAUGUUUGCCUUGUCUUAACUGCUACAAACAACGCAAUCCAAUAUUCGACCCUUCCAAGUCCUCCACCUACAAAGAGCAAUUAAAGUGCAGUACCCCUAACCCCUCUUGUGAUUAUACUUUGCUAUACGGGGACCAAAGCUACUCCAGAGGAAGCUUAGCAACCGAGACCGUCACCAUCCAAUCCACUUCUGGCCACUCCUAUGUAAUGCCUGAAACCGUUAUUGGAUGUUCCCACAACAGCUCAGGGUUUAGAACAACCGCUUCGGGCAUUGUUGGUCUAAGUUGGAAAUCUUUAUCUCUCAUCUCUCAGAUGGGAAAAAACAUGCACGGUGCCUUUUCUUACUGCUUAUCCCCUGGGGGAGCUAGUAAGAUCAACUUUGGAAGUAAUGCUAUUGUGUCAGGGAAUGGGACUGUAUCAACACCUAUGUUUACGAAGAAGGAGAAACCCGGUUUCUAUUACCUAAACCUAGACGCGGUCAGCGUUGGGGAGGCACGCGUUGAAACAUUGGGGACCCCGUUUCACGCCGUAGACGGUAACAUAUUAAUAGACUCUGGAACCACUUUAACCUAUUUGCCCGCAAGCUACUGCAGCCUAGUGAGGGAGUCAGUGGAGAAGGUUGUGACUGCGGAACGAGUAACUUUCUCGGACAUCGACAAACUUUGCUACAAAACGAAUACGAUGGAUAUCUUUCCAGUGAUCACAAUGCAUUUCAGUGGAGGUGCAGAUCUUGUUUUGGAUAAAAACAAUACGUAUAUGGCUAAUGGACAAGCCAUUUGUCUGAUGAUUAUGUGUGGUCCGGUAACACCAAUUGCUGAAAAAGCUGUCUUUGGCAACAGAGCACAGAACAACUUCUUGGUUGGUUACGAUCAUUCUUCACUACAGGUUUCGUUUAAACCCACCGAUUGUGGUGUUACACAAGACAUGCCAAGAGACUCAACUUCUGCAGCGUCGUUUUUACAUUUAAACAUUAAGUUUGUUUUAUUUAUAGUUGUCCUUUCACUAAUAAGACUAUAGAGAAUGGUUUGUUUUAUUUAUAUAUAUAUGUCCUUUCAUUAAUAAUA
Molecule: messenger RNA, 5712 nt
Organism: Brassica rapa (field mustard)
Lineage: Eukaryota; Viridiplantae; Streptophyta; Magnoliopsida; Brassicales; Brassicaceae
Product: aspartic proteinase CDR1
Biological process (GO): proteolysis
Cellular component (GO): extracellular region
Molecular function (GO): aspartic-type endopeptidase activity
Source: RefSeq, a predicted model, not a curated record